Molecule: messenger RNA, 642 nt
Organism: Uranotaenia lowii
Lineage: Eukaryota; Metazoa; Arthropoda; Insecta; Diptera; Culicidae
Exons: 1
Coding region: 1-642 (213 amino acids)
Source: RefSeq, a predicted model, not a curated record
AUGAAAAUUUCCGAUGUAGUGGUUGCACUCAAAGAAGUUGAGGUGACUCCAUCCAAGAUCCUGAAAAUGACACUAAAAAAGCAUCAAAAUGAAGACCACGCUCUCUAUGUUCUAUAUUUUCACAAGGAAAACGUUCAGCUAAACAAUCUGCGAAAGAUAAAGGCAGUAUUCCAUUGUAUUGUGCAAUGGAACUACUAUUCGAACAAGACAAAAGCUCCAGCUCAAUGCCGAAACUGCCAGUGGUUUGGGCACGGUUCUUCAACAUGCUUUCGACAACCAAAAUGUGUGAAAUGUGGAAACUCACACAAAACAUCCGAUUGCCCUUUGACUGCGGAUCGAGAGGGCAGAAACGUUAGAUUGCCUGACGAUCAGCUGAAAUGUGCGAACUGUGACCAACAUCACACAGCUUAUUUCAAGGACUGCGUGAAACGUAAGGAAUACAUCGAAGCCAGAAAUCUCCAGUUACAUCAGCAUAAGUCGCAGAGGAGCCGACUUGUGCCAUUCCAAAUGCAAAACUCGGCUUUCCCCCAGUUGCGGGGAAGUGGUGGUCGUCCCGCAAUCGAAUCCCCGGGGCAUCGUGGUCCUUCAUUCUCCAGCGUCCUGCAACGAGAAUACCAGGAAUCCCCCGUGUCCCCCCCGUAA